Amoebophrya sp. A25 is the source of this 3962-nucleotide messenger RNA. The record is from the annotation of a GenBank genome assembly. Lineage: Eukaryota; Dinophyceae; Syndiniales; Amoebophryaceae.
GUUCCUUCUGGAGUUCAAGUAGAGUAGUCUUCUUCUCCCUUAGGGCGACCUUUUUGCGCGAAACCGUUCCGAGGCAAGGCCGUGGACCUGGUCACCAAAGGGUCCUUCAUUUGCUUCCCAGAAAGCCGCGGUCUGCUGGCCUGCUGCUGGACCGAUCUGCAAGCCCACCUCCAGAGACCAUACCUCACAUCCUGCAGUCCAAUCCUGCAGCCUUAACCACCUAAAUUAACUAGCUAUUUAGACCUACUUAUCUUUAACAGACGAAUUUUCUAACUAAACCCAGAAUAAUUUUCUAACCUUGCCAUAGGAACUGCGUGCUACAGACGAAAAAUUGAAGGCAGCGAAGUCAAUCACGCUGGCGCGAGCGUCUGUUGGUGGGGGGUGAAUGAAGCUCCACACUUGGGAGAAUGGGUGGGACUGAGCUUAGAGGCUCGGCUCAACGAUACAGGGCGAACAAGGCUGGCACACAAACGCGGAAAGAUGUGGGCUGCGAAGCGCGCGAGAUAUAGAAAAGAAAUUCCUCCACGUGGUUACAGUCAAUAUUGCCGCCUUCCGCUGAAGCGUGUGGAGAGCAAAGAUUCCUCGAAUGUGUACCGUGUAAAAGGGACGACGCUGCUAUUAGAUGACGUCAAAAACGCCGGGCACAUUUCCCGGGAUGUCGCGUCUGCUGCCUUCUUUAUUGUCGCUAGACCCGGGCAAGCCCGUCGAAUUUGGCCCAUUUUUGAAUCUUUUAUGGAGGUGUAGAUGAUAGGCCACGCUCGCAGGUGUUGCGAGCUCCGGUCUUCUUCCCAUUUGUAAGCACCACUUGAUGCAUAUUGAGAGAAAAACAGCAUUCGCGUUCAAAUCUCAAUUUUUUUUUCCAGUGGGGUAACGCGUGCAAGAUCCUGCGCGCGCAAUGAUGGGCCAUGUAGCUAGUGAAAGCAUGGGCCCGAAGAGUCCCCACACAGGACCACACGCCGCGCAACACCUCAAACCGGGCGCCACCACUUGCCCACAGGUGAAUGGCCCACAAAUGCCACAAAUGCCGGACAGGCGCGCCGAUUGGUUGUGGCUUGUCUUGCAACCGCGUGGCAGAACCAAAUGGCGAGCAAACUGAGGGUCGCCCCGUCAUCCCUCGCAUGUGGUUCGGCUCAUCGCCUGCCGCUCCUCAAGAGUUGGGGCAGCCCUCUGCGGCCCGUUGUCUAAGCUAGCGCGCUGCGUGCCGCAGGUGGUAGCUGCCGUACCUAAAAACAAAAAAACUUUUGACUUUUGAACGCGAGCGCUCUUUUUCUUUUGAUAAUGCAGCCGACUGAAGUUGGUGGCUUAAGGUUUGGGCUUCUGGUUAUUGGUCGCGCCGUUGGCAAGUUGUGCCCCUUUCGUCAGUGUCUGGCCGCGUCGUCCGAGGGUGCGCCCCUUUGUUUGCAAAUGACGCCGCAGCGAAGACAGGGGGCGCCGUCUCUCGGAGAGUCAUACCUACCUACGGAGCAAGUGUGUCGCCUUUUUUUUCCCGGAGGCAGGGUGUGCCAGUCUUCGUUCGUAUUGUUGUGUGCAAUACGCCUCGCCUUUUGCCAACAAAGCUGGCCGACCAGUCAGAUCUUGCGCCAACACGUCGGGCCGUGCUUCCAGAGCGUGUUGGCCCCUAGGUGUGGUGUUUCCGCCAUAUAAUCACCCAGCUCGGCGAUGGCCACCGGUGUCGGCGUUCGUUCGCGUUGGGUGUGGCAAGAAGCAAGACACCUGCGCAGCGGCUUGCGCGUUGGUAGCAUCUGAAAACACCACCUGGCGAGACGUGGCUCCUUUCGAUCGGGAGCCGUGUGCUUGCUGCGGAGCUGCGCCUCUGGAGUGGGGGGUGCCUACUCACCACCGUGCCCAUCGCUGGGCCCGUGUUGCGCUGCGUGUGUCGCAUUGUCAUAGCAGGUGGGCAGCUUCCUCGCCGUUUGUAAUGUGUGGCGCCGUCGGUCUUCUCUGGUGCCAAUCAGUGGGAGGCGCUUGCCGCUAUUGGGGCCAUUUGGAUGGUUGGAAAAAUGUGAAGAGAAGGCCCCGCGAGAUGAAGCCGGGAGUCCAUGGAAAAACCACCAUGGCCAUUAGCAGCCGACGCAGUCUCAUCCUACCGAGAAGAGGACUGAAGCCAAGCUCCGCACUUGUGUGUGGGGUCUCUGUGCCAUGUAUUCGGGUGUGGGGUGUCGUCUCUACCCGUUGGCCAGCAGUCGCCGCACACCUCCGCAGGUGCGGUGGCAUCGGGUGCAAUGGGUUCCAAAUAGGGGCAGCCCACGUCCCUGGGGGUGGCCGAGGCGCUCAGCACUAUGGCUGACCCGCUUUGUCAUGAGACUGGCCCGGGCCAGUUAAAGACUCGGGGGAUUCCACUGGCAGAAAAUGAAGGGGGAAGCAGCGGGGCAAGUGAUUGGGACGCAGGGUGUGUGGUUGUUUCUUUGCUAAGCUCUUCUGGGUCGUUAGGGUCGUGGGGUGUGCUGUCUGUUCAUAACCGGAAGAGAUUCUGAACAGACGCCAGGCCGCCGCUUGUUCUUUUUUCCAACUAUGGCGCGCCACUCUUAUUGGGGGUCUUCGUAGUUCUCCUUGUGUGUUUGCAGCUUCAGCACUUGACGGGCGGAGCGUGUCCCCCAUGCAUUAAGACGCCUGCUGCGUACCGCACUGCACAGAAAAAACCAACUCCAGUCGCAGCCUGACAUGCGUGAAUGGCUUUUGCUUUCAUUUGUUUUGUGGCGAAGAAGCUGCCGUCUUUCUACAGCGCGUCGCUCGUCCUUCAACAGAUGAUGAAGAGCCAGGGCGCCGCCACGGCUCCAGAAUAUGUGGGGCAUUGGGACUUUAUAGAGAAAUUACUCGACGAAGGCAGGAGGGCAACAUCGGCAACAUCCAACGCGACGGCAAUUGACACAGUCUGUUUUGAUGCUCUUGCGCGGAAAAUUUAUCCGUCGCCGCCGAGCGCAGCUUGGCGACCUCUAUUUCUCAGCGCAGCCGCGCACGUUUUGGGGUGCCCAAGGCUGACAAUUGUGCCAGGCUCCAUCAUCGUGGAAACCAGAGCAAGCGCGAACACGCGUCGGCUUGCAAACGCCGACGACUUCGAACGAUUUCUGCGCGCUCAUCCUAUAUCGUUGGGCAGAGAAAUUCUGGUCAUCGAUGCCGCAAAAACAUCGACUGCUGAGAUGGUGUGUAUGACAAUGGCCGCAGGCUAUGUCGUGGCCACACAUGGGGCGUUCGUUGAAGCGGCAGCGUCGUUCAUGUCUCGGGGCUGCGUGCUCGUGGAAUACGUGCAUACGAGCAGGGCCGCACACUUUGGCUCCAGCGCUGUGUCGUAUGUGCAUUGGAUGGCCAAACACCUUUCGAUCGGUGUGCGAGAGGUUCGCUAUCCAUUAGACGACGCAGCAGCUUCUUUCUUUGACUCUGUCCGUCAGAUUGGAGAGCACAAUGAGCGGGCCCUCAAGCCUGGAAAGCCCGCCAAAUUUGAGAGCAUGACGAGCUCGCCCUAUUGGCGAGCCCAUGAGGCAAAAAUAAGCGACCGUGUGAACUUCACGUGGGAUGAGGCCCGCGACUGGGCCCCAUUAAUCCCAGAUGGAGUCGGCCUUUCAGCCUUUCCGGCCUUUCGCCACCUUGUUACCUAGUCACGCACUGUCUCUGAAGUCUUCAGGAAAUCUCAGCCCGAACACAAGCGCCCAGCCAGAGCGCGUUCGUGAUGAUCGCCACACAACAUGGACAAAGCCGAUGAGACCUGAUUGGCGAAGAAGUCCCCGCUCAAAAUUUGACAAAAAGACUCGCUGUGUGUCCCUUUCCAGAUCCCCACGCGUCUUCUCUAGUUUGAAACGACGAAAAAAGUCGAGAAAGGUUGGGCGCUUUGUGAUAGAUUUGCCAGGAAAUUAUUGAUAAGCAGCACUGACUGCGGCGGCCUUGCGUUCUUGUGGCCGAUUUCUCAGGGUUGGGCGAUGGGUGGCCUCUUUGUUCGUUUCUUGCUCUUGCUAUUGAAAUGCCCCCUG